CUGGGGAGAAUCAGAAAGCAUUCUAGUAAUGUGGAAGACACACUCUUACAAGACUAAAGCUGUAUCUUUGUAAUCACAAGGAUCAAAAGAGCUGGAAGAGAAUAACUUCUUACAAAGUGAGUCAGUGUUAUUUAAUGCUGUUCCCUUGUACCACCAAAAAUUCCUCUCUUCCUACCCACAGAGUAUUAUAGCCCAAUAUCGUUUUCAGAAUGAGCUCAGGAACUAUGCAUCAAAGCAGAGAAGUCUUUAAACUAUUGAUCUCUGAGAAAAUCAAUGAGACCUGCUCUCUUUUGAUCUGGCCAAAUUAAUAAACUUGGUUAUGUUUCCAGGCUAAAGAGGAAAUGAUGGACAAUCGAAGCUACUCUAAUCUGCCAGAAAAACUGCCUGUUUUCUCUGAUUCUGUCCACUUGCCACUGACCAGGUCCUUCUAUCUGGACCCCAUGGUCACUUUCCACCUGUACCCUGAUGCCCCAGUACCAUCCCCUUUCUCUGAAGACCUGCCAUUGCUGCCUUUUCCCAAUGAUUCCCUGAUCAUGGAAAAUUAUGGUGAACCCUGCUCCUUCUCCUUCCCCAUGCCUUAUGCAAAUUACAGAAGGUGUGAAUAUGCCUAUGGGCCAGCCUUCAUCCGGAAAAGGAAUGAACGGGAAAGGCAGCGGGUAAAAUGUGUCAAUGAAGGCUAUGCCCAGCUCCGACAUCAUCUGCCAGAAGAGUACUUGGAGAAACGACUCAGCAAAGUGGAAACCCUCAGAGCUGCUAUCAAGUACAUUAAUUACCUGCAGUCUCUUCUGUACCCUGAUAAGACCGAAACCAAGAAUAACCCUGAGAAAGUUUCCUCCAUAAUGGCAACCACCAGCCGCCACAGUGACCCCAUUUUUAGAAUCAUUUGAUCCUAAACAGAAACAAAUAAUUUCACAAAAUGGAGUCUUUUACAGCAUCAUUAAAUAGUUUUUCCUAAAUGUAAUUUCUGAAUAGGCAAAUAACAGCUCAAAUGUUAACCUAUGCUGGCUAUUUCUUACGGGGGUUUCAGACAUAUGACAAUUACCUUAUGUGGAUUGAGAAGAUGCAUCUUAAGCUUUGGUGAUUUCUUUCAAGAACUUUAGAGGAGCAGAAGUCCCCAGGAUUCUCUGUAAAUCUCCCCUAGCCCUUCUCACACACUUGGCCAGAGUCUCAGCCAUGAGACACUCUCACAAAAGUAUUGUAAAGUAUGACUAAUGACUGCUCAAUGCUUGUAAUGCGU
Molecule: messenger RNA, 1237 nt
Organism: Leopardus geoffroyi (Geoffroy's cat)
Lineage: Eukaryota; Metazoa; Chordata; Mammalia; Carnivora; Felidae
Gene: ASCL3
Product: achaete-scute family bHLH transcription factor 3
Exons: 1
Coding region: 342-887 (181 amino acids)
Biological process (GO): developmental process; regulation of transcription by RNA polymerase II
Molecular function (GO): DNA-binding transcription factor activity, RNA polymerase II-specific; protein dimerization activity; RNA polymerase II transcription regulatory region sequence-specific DNA binding
Source: RefSeq, a predicted model, not a curated record